Adineta ricciae is the source of this 1965-nucleotide messenger RNA. The record is from the annotation of a GenBank genome assembly. Lineage: Eukaryota; Metazoa; Rotifera; Eurotatoria; Adinetida; Adinetidae.
AUGUAUAUCGUAUACUUUUUGUCUUCGUGGAUAUUACAACUUUGCUUUAUCCAUAGUACACAUUUUCGUGGCGGAACAAUUACAUGGCGACCUUUGAAUGCAACUCCGGUUGGUGGUUCAGCUUCUUUUCUAGUUCGAGAACGAUAUUCAUGGAAUCGUAAUACAUACUAUUGUGAUGAUACAACUAUUGCCAAUAAGGGUCUAAUAAGUGGUGGCAACGAUGUUGCUUGCACAGCAGGUCCUUGCACCGGUUGGUCGAACAUGCUGACAUCGACGUAUUGCACGGAUUUCAGUGAUCGUCUCACUGUUAGUUCGGGUGAAAGAACUCAAGUGUACACAUUCCCACUGAAUAUUUCAUUCACGAUUUACUUUUAUGAUGGCAAUUGGUUUAAUGGCCUUGAAGUAGGUAACAGUACAACUUGGUAUGUGUCGAAUCGUGUCAUUACCAAUGUCAGACCAGAUGGUUAUCUUAAUACCAGUCCUAUUGGUGUCACCAUUCCUAUCAUCUACAAGCCAAUCAACAUACCACAGGUGCAUGUUGUUCAAAUGGCUGAUUUCGAUGGAACUGAUAUCUUGAGAUGUCGAUGGUCCACCCGUAUAUCUGCUAAUAAUACAUGUCAUUAUAAUGAAUGUGGGGGAAUAUGUAGCGGUGUUCCUGGUGCUGUACUUCUUGAGAAUAACUGUACCAUCGUAUUUACACUAACACAUGCUAAAUUAUACGCAGGGGUGGCACUACAAAUUGAAGAUUUCUUCAACAAAGCAGCAUUGACAGCUAAUACACCAAUGAGUUCUGUUCCACUUCAGUUUCUCUUCUAUGGCUAUUCUGUAACAGGUAAUUGUACAAAACCGCCACAAAUCAUUGGUAAUCGACCUAACCGAGCUUGUAUUGGAACAUCCAAUAGUACGUUCGUCACCGAAACCAUCGUUGUCGAAACAUAUUGUCCUGGACAAUACGUUGCUGAUUUUGUUUCAAGUUCUCCAAUUGGAAUGAGAAAGAGUGCCAUAAUCAAUGCAAGUUCAACCAUUUUCCAGAUGAUUCUUACCUGGAAUGUCUCAAAUACUCUCCACGGUCCUGAACCACUGUGUGCUGCUGCCGUCGAUAAUUUCCAAUUACAAUCCAAUCAAUGGUGUGUCACAUUCGUCGUUGGUUAUGACUCACCCGAUGUCAUUCGACCAACACUCGUCCAAGGUUCAGCAUCACCCGUCGGCACCGUCUUCCAAAACCAAUCUGUUUUCUCAUUUCAAACAACAAAAUUCGUUGGCCGUCCAUCACGUAAUGGUACAAACAUCUACUUCAAAGAUGCUGCUAAUAACGUAACUGUUGCACAAUUCGAUUGUGGCUGGGCACCUGAAGUGACAUUCACAGGGUACACUACUGUCAUUCGUUUCACAACUACACCAUGGCAAGCUGGACACUUCUAUUAUAUCACGAUGGAUGGAGGUGUUGUAAGUGGAACUGAGUUUUGUGGACCCGAAUCAGCACCUAUCAGAGAUCCGACUUAUUGGGUGUUCAACAUCUGGGAUCCAGCUGUUUCGUCAACAACAACAACUACCACAACACCUUUCACAACAGCUACUGUUACAACAAAACCGACAUCGACAACAAGUAUCAACACUUUAUUAACAACAUCUGGCAUAGUGGUUACAACUACUACUCCUAUCACAACACCACCAACGACUUCGACAACUACACCACCAACUACAGCUGCUCCAACAACAGCUGGUCCAACAACUCCAGGAGUGACAACGGAGUCCACAGUUGCUGUCAUGUAUCCAAAAGACUUCAAAGAUGCAUGUAAGUCAUCUGUGGCAACGAUGACAGCUGUGAUACUUGCUGCAUUGGCUCCUAUACACACUAUAGUUAUGUAUGCUACAUUGACCAAACUGGAGAAGAUGUUCAGUCCAUCUCGUGUGAAUGCUGGUACACGGCACAAGUUGCGAACGAAACGAAUCAUGCGAUCAUGA